AUGGCGAUCCACAAGAUCCUCUUCGCUUCACUUCUCCUGUGCUUACUGAUCCAAACCAGUCUUGGGGCUACCAAAGAAAGGCUCUUCUCCGAACUGAGGAAAGAUGCACUUGAGGUCACCGCUAAACCCAGCAAAGAAGGAGUUUUGGCAGCCGGAAAGGACAUAGUGAGCAUUUCAUGGAAGCUAAGCUCGACGGCAUCGGAUGCUGACUUUAAGACCAUUAAAGUGAAGCUAUGCUACGCUCCGCCCAGCCAAGUGGACCGACCAUGGCGCAAGACCCAUGACGAGCUCUUCAAGGACAAGACUUGCCCACACAAGAUCGUGGCCAAGCCCUACGACAAGACCGCUCAAUCAAUCGAGUACACUUUAGCAAAGGACAUCCCCACGGGGACAUACUUCGUUCGUGCCUACGCCGUUGACGAAAAGGACCAUGAAGUUGCCUUUGGACAGAGCACCGACGCCACGAAGAAGAACAAUCUCUUCAGCGUUCAGGCUAUCAGUGGCCGACACGCGUCCCUAGACAUUGCCUCCAUCUGCUUCAGCGUCUUCUCCGUCUUGGCUCUCGUUUUCUUCUUUGUCAACGAGAAGAGGAAGGCCAGAAUAGAGCAAAGGAAAUGA
Arabis nemorensis is the source of this 618-nucleotide messenger RNA. NCBI's taxonomy places the organism in Eukaryota, Viridiplantae, Streptophyta, Magnoliopsida, Brassicales, Brassicaceae. The record is from the annotation of a GenBank genome assembly.